GUGCCAAGCAGACCGCUUGGUUCAGGCGUAGAGCUGGAAUCGCAGGUGGUGCAGCUACGGAAUUGCUUGGAGACGCUGGAAAGACGGCUUGAGGAAGAGCUUCGUUCUUUCCUCGCCAUCUCCGACAAGCGCCUUCAGGUGCGAGAGGAGCAGCUCAGAGGCGUUGGCGAGACGCUGCAGGCGUCUGCUGAUGCUGCGCUGGAGCAGCUCGGGCGACGGGUGGACGUGAGGCUGCGAGAGCUUGAGCGUGCUGGUAUGGCUCCAAUGGCAUUGGACGAGGUUUGGGACUGCAUCAAGCGGCUUCAAAAUGAUUGCCAAGAUCUGGAUUCCAAGUUGCGGCGCGCCACGUCCACAGACGAGAUUGCUGAGCGAUUUCAGGAGAUGGAACGAGCACAAGCGCAACGCCUCGAGGAUCGUCUGGCAACGCAGGAGAGGCGUUUGAGCGACUACCGAGUGCAGCUCCAGGGAUCCAACAGGGAGUUCCUGCAGGCCAUUGAGCAUCGCUGUGAGAUGCUCGAGAAGAACUUCUGGGAGGGGCAGUCGGAUCGAGGGGAUGUGGUUGAGGCAGUCUUCAAGCGCUUGGCCGAGGCUGCUCCCAUUCGUGAGCUCCAUGAUGAGAAGAUCAAUUCCUCCAACUACGACAAGGAGGUGCAGCGCUCCCGGCUGGCCGCCGCGGAGGCGAAGCUCUCGAAGUUUGCGGCGCUGGAGUCCAAGGUGGAUUUCAUGGAGUCUCAGAUGUCCCAACAGCUUGAGGAGCAGGCGCAGCAAUUCCGGAAUGUCGGCGAGCUGCAGCAGAGGCUUGUUCAGAAGCUGUCCGCCACAGAGGCCUCCUGCCAGCGGGUGGAAGCACAGGGCUCGGUUCUACAAGCAAAGUUGCAGGCGCAGAUGGAGGAGGACAGGGAUCGUCACUCCAGCAGCUUCGAAUCGAUGCAGCUGCGUUUGGUUCAACGCCUCGAGGAGGUGGAGGGUCGGUCAUCCCGCUACGCCACUCGCUCUGAAAAGGAUCUUGUGGAUAACAUGACCGCCUUGGCGCAGAAAAUCUCUGAAGACAAUGCUGCUGCGCAGCGACAGGCUGACAAGCGGCUCCACAGCAUCGAGGAGCGCUGCGACCAAGUGGUCCAGAUGGCUCGGGUGCAGAUGGAGAGGGGCGUUCAGGACUUGAAAGUGGAAGCAGAGGCAACAAAGAAUGCCCUAGAGAUGGACUUGCACCGGGCGGAGCGCUUCAUGCAAGAGAUGGGCUCCAAGAUCUCGUCUCAGGAGGCUCAGCUUCUGCGAAUGUCUGAAAUGGAUGUCCAGCGGUCCAGACUUGAAACUCUGGAGUCCAAGGUCAACGAAGUUCAGGGCGAGCAGCGGACUUUGCGAGAUGUGAAAGCCAUCGUAGACGCUCACAAGUUGCAGGCUGACCGUCGCCAUGGCGACUUGGAGAUCUCCAUGACAUCUUUAGAGGAGCAAUUGCGGGGGAGGGAGCAGAGACGAAGCAAUGAUGUGGAGGAGCAAAGGGCCCGCUACGAAGGCUUGGAGAGUCGGCUCACAGAAGUCCAGGUCGGCCAAGUGCGGCAAAAUACGACUUUGGAGAACCUGACUGCCACCCUGACGAAUCUGGAGCCCAAGACCGUGGGCCAAAUCGCAGACAUGGCACGCCUAGAGCAGGCAAUCCUGGUUUUGCAGCAGCAGCAGCGCAACCAGAGUUUUGCCACCACCAUGGGCUCCCUGGAUAGAAGUGGAGUCACAGAACCGGCGUCGCCGACCAGGGCAUCAAGUCCGGUGGGGCGCCGCGUGGAGGAUCGGGUCCGCAGGCUGGAGGACGCGGUGGACUUGCUGCCUCCGCGGCUCCAGGACCGGCUACGGGCGCUGGAGAACGCCUCGGGGUCCUCGGAGCUGCGCAGCAGCUCCGCCGCCUCCGCGGCGGUGAACGCGGUCGCGGCCUCGCUGGCGCCCCAGUUGGAGGAGCUCCGCACGCGCCUGGGGCUGCUGGGCCAACAGCAGGGCGACCUGGACUCGCGCCUGCGCCGGGCCGAAAGCCGCGAGAGGCCGGCCGCUCAUCAGCCGGCCAUGCAGGAGCCCGUUGCCCAACCCGCGAGGGAGCCUGCGGUGGACUCGCGAAACGCCUCGCCCAAGAACAGCCCGGAAAUCUCGGAGCUGGAAGCUCGGCUCAGCCGUUUGGAGGAUCAUCUACUGACGUUGGACAGUUUGGAUAGUAGCGGCAUGGAGACCAGUGCGUUGCCCUCUGGAGCAACGCUGCAGGUUACCCUCGAUUGCAUCGGAGAUUCCGAAGAGCCGAUCAGCUCAAGCGACAUUCGAAGUGCUUUGCAAGAAGUGGAGAGCGUGGAGCUGCUGCGCGUGGAUUUCCCGGACCGUGACCGCGCCGCGGUUUGCUGGGUCUCCACCGGCUCCGGCGCUGCGGAGACCCGGCUCCGGCGUUUGCUGGAGGACUCUGACAGCGUCCUGCGCCAACGGCUGGGGGUCUUGGAGGUCUCCAGGGUCUCGGCCACGCCGGCCGCAGCACAGGCUGUGGCCCGGCAGCUCUCGACGCGCGUGGGCAGCUUGGAGGAGGCCCAGCGGCAGCUGGCAGAGGGCCUCGGCAGCGUCGAGCGCCAGGUGCUAAAUAUCGAGGGAAGGUUGGCCGGCAGCCUGGGGUUGUCCACUUUCUCCCGCAGACCUAUGCCAAGCUUCCCCGCCCUGCCAUCCUCCUACUCCGAGCCGGUGAUGGAGCCCACCACCGAGCCGGUCGCCCGGGCGGGAAGAAGCAAUGCACCACGCGAAGCUGAUGAGGAGGGCUCUGUGAGAGACCUGGACUUCGGCGCAGCAUUGGAUGGGUCCCCCCCGCCUGACUCUCGACACCUUCCGCAUUUCCGCAGCCUAGCAGCAGAAGAAAGGAGGCUUGAAAUGGAGAGGGCUGCUGAACGGCGAGAGCAAGAAAGGAGAGUGCAGGAGGAGACCCAAAGAAAGCGCGAGCAGGAGGCGGCGGAUCGCGUGCGUCGGGAGUUGGAGGAGGCGGAGGUGAAGAGGAAGGAGGCCUUGGAAUUCCACCGGCGGCGGAUGCAGGAGGAGAGCGCGGCCCGCUCAGCGCAGCUGGCGGAGGAGGCCAAGGAGGGGGAGCUGCGGAGGAAGCGUCAGCAGGAGGAGGCGGAGGAAGCUGAGCGGAAGAUCCGGGAGGAGCAGGAGAGGCAGCGGCAGCAGCGAAAAGAUGAGGAUGAGCGGCGCAAGAAGGAGGAGGAGCAGGACGCAAGGGAAAUUGCGGCACAGAAGAAGAGGGAGCAGGAGCAGAGGAUGAGAGAUGACGAGCAAAGAAGGAAGGAAGCAGAUGAGAAGAACCGAAAGGAAGCGGAGGAGGCAAGAAUAAAAGAAGCAGAAGAGGCUGAGGCGGAGGAGAAGAAAAGGAAAGAGGCGGAGGCGCAAAAGAAGCGGGAAGCUGAGGAGCAAAUGAGAAAGGAGGCUGAGGAGCAGGAGAGAAGAGAAGCAAUGGAAGCAGAAGAACAGAGGAAAAGGCAAGAAGCAGAAGAGGCCGAAGAGGCCAGACAAGCGCAACAGAAGGCACAGGAGGCGAAGCAAAAGCAGCUGGAGGCUGCGCGUGCUGCAGCUGGAGUGGUGCAGCCCAAGGAACACACGCCGACCUCGCAGGCUGGUGCCCCAAAGCCUGGCUUCGAGAAGCGUCGAGCGCGAGUCACUGGGUUGCCCCCAACUGCACGAGCAUCAGCGAGAUCCAAAGAGGAGGAGAUCAAGAAGGCCUUCGGCGAUGUCACGGACCACGGGGUCUUUGCUGCUAUAGACACUACCAGCAGUGGCGCUUUGACGCUGGACGACCUGCAGAGCUUUUUGUGCGACUUCUUGGGCUUUGGUCAGGCUGAGGUGGCCGCCUUCCACCAGCGCUUCGGCGAAGGCGAUGCCAUGUCCCUGGAGGGCUUCAAGAAAGGCUAUGCUAGCCUGAACCCAUUCACACUGACGAAGCGUCACAAGGAGCUGAUCAUUCGGAAGUCUGGAUCGCUGAGCUCUGCCGGGCUGCAGGCCCUGCAGCUGGAGGAGCUGGAGGACAGCGAGGUAUACGUCUGUGAGCUCACCAACACUGCCUAUGUUGAUGUGUGCAAGCGCUGCGCUAUCCUCAUAGGCCCCAGUGAGACCUCGGUCUUUGUUCGGGACUGCGAGGACUGCGUCUUUUGGAUCGCCGCCCAGCAGCUGCGCACCAGAGACUGCAAGCGCUGCAGCUUCUUCCUCUACUCCAAGACCGAGCCCGUCAUUGAGUCAUCCGAGGAUUUGGCCUUCGCUCCCUGGAGCGCCAGCUAUCCAUGCUCAAAGGCUCAUUUCGAGAAACUCGGCUUCAAUCCAGAGAAGAACUUGUGGAAUGCCAUCUACGACUUCUCUGGGAAAGUCGGCAAGUGCAACUGGCGCAUCCUCGGUUUGGAAGAAACCGCCCGCCUCCAGAUUGAGCUCGAGGACCCGCCACCGAAGCCCGAACCAGAGAAUCCUGCUGCGCCAUUGACAUAUGAAGCGCUGUGUGCCGAGCCUUUGGAAUCUGGUGAGUCCUGUGGUACGAGCGUUGGCCAGAUUCCGCAGACGCGGCCGGCGCUACCUGCGGCGCCGCCGAUGGAUUUCAAGGAGGUCCAGCAGAUUGUCGUGCAGGAUGGUGGCAAGCUUGCAGCUUUGGAGCAGCUGGUGCGCCUUCGCCGGAAGGAUUCAUCCUCGCAGCCAAGUACACCUGGAGCUCUUGCAAUGGCCACGCUGGCGGGGAAGACCCUUAUGAAGGCAGGAGGCGGCUCAGCGGAGAUGGAGGCAGUUGCUAAAGCAACCCCUGCCAGUGCAAGUUCGGCUCUUGGCAUGGCACGGCUCGCUGGGCAAACACUGAUGGAGGCAGGAGGCGGCUCAGCGGAGACGGAGGCAGUUGCUAAAGCAACCCCUGCCAGUGCAAGUUCGGCUCUUGGCAUGGCACGGCUCGCUGGGCAAACACUGAUGGAGGCAGGAGGCGGCUCAGCGGAGACGGAGGCAGUUGCUAAAGCAACCCCUGCCAGUGCAAGUUCGGCUCUUGGCAUGGCACGGCUCGCUGGGCAAACACUGAUGGAGGCGGGGACUACGGUGCAUGGCACCAUGGCCGUGGAGGAGGAGGACAGCAGCGGGGACUCUCCGAGGCCAGCGCCCUCGAAGGCGCCGAAACCUGCGGCAAAGCCCGCCGCCAAACCGGAUGCGGCCCAGGUGAGAAAACUCCUGGGCGAGUCAAGCGACGAGGAGUCCGAAGAAGCGAAACCCUCGACAGCUCCCUCAGCCAGCGCUGCUUUGCCGAAGCUUUCUCUGGGCAAGGCCAUGCCAAAACCCGCAGUGAACCGGGCGCACCCGGUUGCAGUUGAUUCAGAGGAAGACGACGACUCGGACAUUGAAGAAGCAAUGAAGAAAGCAGCAGCUGCAGCUUCAGCUUCACGAACAUCGCCUCUUGGAGGCAGUUCGGCGGCCAAGUCAGCACCCACGUCGCUCCGCCUGUCACCGCAGUCGCGGGCGGAGGCAAGUGUGCCAGUGGUGGACGAUGAAGACGACGACUCUGGCAAUGACUUUGACGAGGACAUUGACCUGCCAAUGUGAUUUUCCGAAAACCAACUUGGACCCGUGCUAUUGCACGGUGUGGCAUGCAGCAUUCAAAGUUGUGGUUGUACCCCAAUGCUGCAUGCAUGAUAUGUACCCGGUGCAUGAACUUUGCAGCCUGGCCUUAUGUUGUGGCAUGGUCGUGGUUGACCCUUUAGACAUGUGCCAGACCUGCCAGCAUGAAUUAGCUUCUGCUUUGCGGAAUCGGAGUGACCAUGGCGCUCCUCGUGUACAGUAGAAUUUAGUUGAAAGGGCGAUGGUCUCC
Molecule: messenger RNA, 5830 nt
Organism: Effrenium voratum
Lineage: Eukaryota; Dinophyceae; Suessiales; Symbiodiniaceae
Source: the annotation of a GenBank genome assembly